Orbilia oligospora ATCC 24927 is the source of this 1170-nucleotide messenger RNA. RefSeq lists its product as uncharacterized. The coding region runs from base 1 to 1170 and encodes 389 amino acids. The record is from RefSeq and is a predicted model, not a curated record. Gene Ontology annotation, cellular component: extracellular region. Lineage: Eukaryota; Fungi; Ascomycota; Orbiliomycetes; Orbiliales; Orbiliaceae. The transcript is spliced from 7 exons. Gene Ontology annotation, molecular function: hydrolase activity; cellulose binding. Gene Ontology annotation, biological process: carbohydrate metabolic process.
AUGCGUGUCUCGACUUUCUUGUCUCUCGUCGCCAUUGCUGGCAGUGCCCUCUCCCAGCAGCUCUCCAGUACCCUUCAGCUCGUCACUGAAGACUUUGGCGAAAAUCCAACAAAUACCCCAUUUUAUAUCUAUGUCCCAACAUCUGUGUCUAGCAAUCCUGCUGUGAUUGUUGGUGCCCAUUGGUGUACUGGAAGCGGACCAGAUUUCUUUUCUGGAACAGGAUACGCCCGAUAUGCUGAUACAUAUGGAUACAUUGUUAUCUAUCCAUCUGCAAACCGAUCCUCGAAAUGCUGGGAUGUUGCAAGCAAUGCGACACUCACACACAACGGUGGCAGCGAUUCUCUCGCUAUCGUCAACAUGGUUAAAUGGACUUUGAAGAAGUAUAACGGAGAUGCAAACCGAGUUUUCAUUACCGGAAUGUCCAGCGGUGGUAUGAUGACCCAGGUCAUGAUGGGGGCUUACCCAGAUAUCUUCAAGGCUGGUAGCGCAUGGGCUGGCGUUCCAUACGGAUGUUUCUCUGGACCAACCGAGUGGAACGGUGAUUGCUCCUCUGGUAUCCUUCACAAGACUCCGCAACAGUGGGGAGAUGAUGUCCGCAGGGCAUACCCCGGUUACACUGGUCCUCGUCCAAAGCUUCAAAUCUGGCACGGAACUCUCGAUGCUGCUCUGAGCUAUAACAAUGUUGCAGAGUCUAACAAGAUGUGGUCCAAUGUUUUUGGAAUCUCGUUCACGAGAAACGAAACUAAUACUCCAAUUCCAAACUACACCAAGAUGGUCUAUGGUGAUGGUACUAAAUAUGUUGCAUACUCGGCAGAGGGAGUUGAGCAUAAUAUUCCUAUUAGAGAUCUAGAUGCUCUAGAGUGGUUUGGAAUUUAUAACCCUUCAAGCACCUCAACCACAGCUACCGCUAGCAGAACGACUACCACAGCUUCAAGGACUACUUCCCCAACUACAACUGCUACUACAACUAGAUCUACUACUGCCACCACGACUGUCCGCACUACCACAACUCAAACAACGACAUCGAGAAGCACGACUACUAGCGCUUCAACUGGUACCGUUGGACAAUGGGGACAGUGCGGUGGCGUUACCUACACUGGACCUACAGAGUGUUCUGGCGGAUGGAAGUGCACUAAGUUGAACGACUACUACUGGCAGUGCUUGCAAUAA